Plutella xylostella (diamondback moth) is the source of this 2483-nucleotide messenger RNA. NCBI's taxonomy places the organism in Eukaryota, Metazoa, Arthropoda, Insecta, Lepidoptera, Plutellidae. The record is from RefSeq and is a predicted model, not a curated record.
CGGCGCGACCCAACAGUUUCGAAUCAAACGUCAGCGCGACGACUCUGGAACUCGGACAUCGUUCCAUAUUUGAAAUUUGACGUCUCGUCUCCCGCGCGCGUUCCAACUUCAAAAUCCGAUCGAUAACUUUUUAAAGUUUUCUUUUCUGUGAUUAAGUUAAUGUAAACUUUUUACGGUGUGCCAGUGAACUUUGGUGCGAAAGUAAAAGGAGGUGAAACGUCUUUUUUACUGAACCACGUGACCAUGUCAAGAUAACCUCAACCCCGCAUUUGCGAGCGCAAACACCCAAGAUGGAGGAGCGCCGGCCCGCAGCCGUGUUGGUGGAACGAGCGUACAAAUACUAUGGACGCCUCAACAAGCCCGACUACAAGUCUGUCCUGUGCCAUCUCGACAUGACUGUGGACAGAGGAAGCAUUUACGGCCUCCUCGGCGCGUCAGGGUGCGGUAAGACGACCCUGCUGUCCUGCAUCGUGGGGCGCCGGAAACUGGACAGCGGAGACAUCUGGGUCCUCGGCGGGAGACCAGGGGAGAAGGGCAGUGGCGUCCCUGGACCCAAUAUUGGGUAUAUGCCUCAGGAAAUAGCGCUUGUAGGCGAGUUCACAGUCCGCGACGCCAUCUUCUACUUCGGUCGCAUCUACGGCAUGAAGGCCGCCAAGAUGCAGGAGCGGUUCGACUUCCUCACCUCCCUGCUGGAGCUCAGCGAUGGCGGGAAGCUGGUCAAGCACCUGAGUGGGGGGCAGCAGAGGCGGGUGUCGCUGGCGGCGGCGCUGGUGCACGAGCCCGAGCUGCUGAUCCUGGACGAGCCCUGCGUCGGGCUGGACCCCGUGCUGCGGGAACGGAUCUGGGAGUUCCUAGCCGGCCUGGCGAGGGGUGGCACUACCGUCAUCAUCACCACACACUACAUAGACGAAACGAAACAAGCACACAAGAUCGGCCUCCUCCGCGACGGGCAGCUCUUAGCCGAGCAGUCUCCGGAACAGCUGCUGCGGCAGUUCAGUUGUGAUACGCUGGAAGACGCCUUUCUGAAGCUGGCGUUGAGGCAACACGAGUAUGCGCCUAAGAGGAAUACGUUGAAGGGUUCCCCUGACGUGAUCCCGGAGACCAGCGUGUCCCGGCAGGAGUCCAGAUUCCCCUCGCGAGAGGACUUCAGUGGAGUCACCAGCAGUACUGACGUACUGACAAAACAAGAAAAACCAAAGAAAAUUAAAGGAAAGACGAGAGCGCGGUACAAGGCUGUAUUUAUUAAAAAUAUACAACAGUUUGGCAGAAAUCCUGCGGGUCUCCUAUUCGCGGUGCUGUUCCCCAUCGUGCAGGCGGUGGCGUUCUUCCUGGCGGUGGGGCACGACCCGCGCGACCUGCACGUCGCCGUCGUCAACCAUGAGGCCGGCUUCUCGCCCUGGGGCCUAGCAGCAUGUAAAAAUAGUAGUUUACAACAAAUAACGAAGACAGAAAACGACAAUUGUGAGCUUAGUAUGUUAAGUUGCUGGUUUGUGGAGGAAAUGGAGAAACACGAUAUUUAUCAAAUAGCGUACGACUCGCCGGAAGCGGCCCGUGCGUCCGUGCACGCGGGCCGGCUGUACGGCGCGCUGGUGCUGCCGCACAACUUCAGCUCGGCGCUGGCGGUGCGGGUGCGGGAGGGAGAUGUUGAUGACGAUACGGUCCGCGACAGCACGAUUAGUGUUUGGAUCGAUCAGACUAAUCACCAAAUAUCCCACUUCAUGAAGCGGAAGCUGCACAAGACGUGGGAGACCUUCACGGCGCGGGCCAUGCGCGCCUGCGGGCGCCCCGAGAACAUGGUCCGAAUCCCAGUGAACUUCGCUGACCCCGUGUAUGGCAGUAUGGACGCACAGUUUGUGGACUUCAUGGCUCCUGGCAUCAUGAUCACCAUAAUCUUCUUCAUGUCUGCCCUGGUGACGUCCACGAUCAUGAUCUCGGACCGCUCGGAGGGCGUCUGGGAGCGCAGCGCGGUCGCCGGCGUGCGCCCGCAGGAGAUGCUUAACGUGCAUAUCGUGUUGCAGGCCAGCGUUAUAUUUAUACAGACGUUGGAGCUGAUAAUCCUGGGCUUCUUCGGCUACGACCUGCCGGCGAAGGGGUCUCUCUUCAACGCGGGAACCCUGCUCUUCCUGCAGGGCAUCAGUGGCAUGUGCUACGGGUUCCUGCUGUCUAUCUGCUGUACGAGUUUUACGCUUGCGUUCUUCAUUGUGACUGGCAGCUUCUAUCCGAUGAUCUUGCUUUGUGGUAUCCUCUGGCCCGUGGAAGGCAUGUACCAAGGCGUCAGGGCACUCGCCCUCACCCUCCCCUUCACAAUCCCCAUCAAGUCGCUCCGAGACAUCAUGGAGAAGGGAGCCACCAUGGCGGACCCGAUCGUCUACCAGGGCUACCUGGUCACCCUGGCCUGGAUAUCCUUCACACUGGCCAUUUGUUACUUGAGACUGCGGUAUCAGAAACUCUAGCUAGAGGGACGGAUGGUUGCUUGAUGGACG